UCGGGACCCUGUGUCUGGGGGUCAGGGCGGGCAGCGGCCGUUGGGGAGGAGCGACGGGGCGGCAAGAAACGAUCAGGCGCCAUGGGCAGCUCCCCGAGCCGCCAGAAAGAAGGCCCCGCACAGAAGAAGGCCCCGCAGAGGAAGGCUCCGCCUCUGUCGAUCCGGGGCUGCUGGGGCCGAGGAGCCGGGAUGCCGCUGUACGAGGGCCUCGGCAGCGGCGGGGAGAAGACUGCGGUGGUGCUCGACCUGGGCGAGGCCUUCACCAAGUGUGGUUUUGCAGGUGAAACAGGACCAAGAUGCAUUAUUCCUAGUGAAAUAAAGAAGCCUGAUGUUUCUAAGCCUAUCAAAGUUGUUCAGUAUAAUAUUAACACAGAAGAGCUAUAUUCAUAUCUGAAGGAAUUUAUUCAUAUGUUAUAUUUCAGGCAUCUGCUGGUGAAUCCCAGAGACCGUCGUGUUGUGAUCAUAGAAUCUGUCCUCUGCCCUUCACACUUCAGAGACACGCUCGCACGAGUCCUUUUCAAGCAUUUUGAGGUACCUUCUGUUUUGUUCGCUCCAAGUCAUCUAAUGUCUCUCCUGACACUUGGGAUCAAUUCUGCAAUGGUGCUAGACUGUGGAUAUAAAGAAAGCUUGGUGCUGCCCAUUUAUGAGGGAAUUCCAAUUCUGAGCUGCUGGGGUUCUCUUCCUUUGGGAGGAAAGGCAAUCCACAAGGAGCUGGAAUAUCGGCUGUUGGAGCAGUGCACGGUUGAUACAGGAUUAGCCAAAGGACAAAGCCUUCCAUCUGUAAUGGGCUCCGUUCCAGAGGACAUAGUAGAGGAUAUAAAAGUUCGCACUUGUUUUGUGAGCGAUCUCCAACGUGGACUGAAAAUCCAAGCAGCCAAGUUCAACAUUGAUGGCAGUGCUGAGCGUCCUUCACCACCUCCAGAUGUGGACUAUCCUUUAGAUGGCGAAAAGAUUCUCCAUGUAGUUGGCUCCAUCAGAGACUCAGUUGUGGAAAUACUGUUUGAACAGGAUAAUGAAGAGACAUCUGUAGCCACUUUGAUCUUAGAUUCCCUCAUUCAGUGUCCCAUAGACACCAGGAAGCAGUUGGCAGAGAACUUAGUGGUUAUGGGUGGCACUGCCAUGUUGCCAGGAUUCCUACACAGACUCAUGGCUGAAAUCAGGUACCUGGUAGAAAAACCGAAGUACAAAGAAGUCCUUGCCACUAAAACCUUCAAAAUUCACACUCCACCCGCCAAACCCAACUACGUGGCCUGGCUGGGAGGAGCCAUUUUUGGAGCACUUCAGGACAUCCUUGGGAGCCGAUCUGUGUCCAGAGAAUAUUACAGCCAGACAGGGCGCAUCCCUGACUGGUGCUGUCUCAGUAAUCCUCCACUGGAGAUGAUGUUUGAUGUUGGAAAAGCACCCCCACCGCUGAUGAAGAGGGCUUUUUCUACUGAGAAAUAAGCACCUAAAUGCUACACGAGGAUUCUCCUCAUCUGUUUCAAGUACAUAUGUAUAUGAGUAGGAUUUUUUUUAAUAUUAAGUAAUUUGUGUGUAAUGCCAUUAAAUAUGACCGCUCUGUAUGUUUUGGGGGUGUACAGUGGUACUAACACUAUGUUUAAAACCAUGUUCAUUUAUUGUUUAAAAAUUAAUUCUGUUAACUACUAUGCUACACUGUCACCUUCUGGAGAAAUGUGUGUGGUCACGAGUUGUAGCUUCCCGAGUUCCUGCUAUUUAUCUGUGCAGUAAAUGACAUCGUUAAGGUGA
Molecule: messenger RNA, 1746 nt
Organism: Numida meleagris (helmeted guineafowl)
Lineage: Eukaryota; Metazoa; Chordata; Aves; Galliformes; Numididae
Gene: ACTR10
Product: actin related protein 10 homolog
Exons: 13
Coding region: 82-1443 (453 amino acids)
Biological process (GO): retrograde axonal transport of mitochondrion
Source: RefSeq, a predicted model, not a curated record